Molecule: messenger RNA, 2331 nt
Organism: Darwinula stevensoni
Lineage: Eukaryota; Metazoa; Arthropoda; Ostracoda; Podocopida; Darwinulidae
Source: the annotation of a GenBank genome assembly
CCGCGAGCCGAGAGGGAGGAAAGGAGGGAGAGGGAGAGGGAGAGCGAGGCAUCGGUCCCAGUCCGUGCCAGGCACGGCCUCCCCGCCUCCCCCGUCUCUCCAUUCCUCGCCCUCUGGCCCCUCGGAGCGGACGGAACUCCUUCACUCCCGAGUCCGGAGCCUCUCGCGUCUCGUGCCGUCUUGCAGUCUGCGUCCGUUCGCGCCGGUUUCGACGGUGCCGCGUCCGUUUCGUGCUUCGUGCGUGAGCCUAGCGCUUCGAGUGCCGUUUUUCGCGUGGAACCCGUCCCUCACGAUUACUCAAUCUCAGGCCAAGGCCCGCCCUCGGGUCCACCCUCCCCAAGGCCUGAAUUUCCAUCCCGGAGAUAAGUGGAGCCUGUGAUCAGUGAUGCGUUGAUGUGGCUCAUCAUCUUGGCUAGCUGAAUUGCUAGUGGCGAGGAAAAGUGUUAUCGGCCCCAAUGACCAGGAUGAAGAAUUCCAGCAUUCUCAAAUUGGUGCAGAACAAUAAGAACUCCUCCAAAUCGAAAACAUGGAUCCAUCCUCCCGAGAACCUUCAGAACAACCACAUUGCUUACCUGGUGAAGGCAAGUAUCAAGAACAUGUUGCCCUUUUUUUUCUUGGGUUGCACAGAGGUGGACCAGCCGAAAGGAAUCGAGGUGGUGAAAGAGGGGAUUCGGAAACUUACUUUCAACCAGCAGCUGAAGAAGGCUGAGGGGAGCAGCAGCAAGCCACCCAAGGUGGAGCUCACCAUCUCUGUCGAUGGGGUGGCCAUUCAAGAACCCAAGACCAAGGAGAUCAUGUAUCAGUACCCACUCCACCGGAUCUCCUACUGUGCGGAUGACAAAGCAGAAAAGCGAUUCUUCAGCUUCAUCGCCAAAGAGUCCUCGAGCACAGAAAAGCACACUUGCUUCGUGUUUGUCUCGGACAAGCUUGCAGAGGAGAUCACAUUGACCAUUGGUCAGGCCUUCGAUCUGGCAUAUCGCCGGUUCCUGGAGUCUCAGGGAAAGGACAUUGAGUCUAAGAAACAGGCAAUGGUAUUACACAAGCGCGUCGAGGCCCUCGAGAGGGAGAACAAGGAACUCCGGGCUCGACUCCAGGAACUCUCACAGCUGCUCAGUCCUGAUGCACUCCAGGGAUUCAUGAGUCGCAAGAAUAUCCCAAAUUUGUUGAUCGUGGAUGAUGGAGACGAGGUGUCAAUGACAUCUACUACAUCCCAAGAGAAUGGAAAGCAUGAAAGUGAGGGGAUUCUGGAGGACAUGCUUCUCAUUGAGGCUGACCUACAGGGACUCGUUCCACCUCCUGUGCCACCGCGCAACGACCCCGACCCGGCAGUUGGUCGCCACCUCGAGAACCUACAGUGGAGCGAUCUUGAGGACUUGCACAACCCGCUCAAUGGCUCCAGCUCCAAUGGAUCUUCUCCUCCAAUACCUUCCUUGAGUCCACCACCUUCAAAGGGGAGGGAAGUGCCACCACCACCAAUUCCAGCCAGGAAUCUCUCUGGUCCAGCCUUGAAGGACAUCUUUGGUUCUGAGCCUUUUGCUUCAAGUACUAGGCUGGCAGAUCCCAUGAUGAUGCACCCAUCUCAGUCUAUGCCUGUUUUUGGGCAACAGAAGGAUCUGUUUGGGAUGGGUGACUUUUCAUCUCCAACAAAGUCCCUUGAGCAGUCCUUGUCUUCUCUUGAGGGGAGAAUCAGCGACAUGCAGGAUGGAUUCCAUCGUGGGCUCGCGAUCGAGAAGCAGGACUUCGAAGAAUUUAGUCUGGACAGCCUGGACCCACUGCGCAACUGAGAGAGACCCCAAGUCCCUAUCUACUCCUAAUCCCUCUCCAGUGCUGAUGUGAUCUUGCUAGAGAAAGAGAGUGCGCCAUAUUAUUUUUCUAUUCCAUCGGUCCAUCUAGACAUUUUGCAUCCCUGUUUGCAGCAAUGCAUCGUGAAAUUGUGUACCAUAUUCCUCCUCCAUUCACGCUCGGUAUCUGGAGCGCCAAUAUGCAUGUGAUGAACUGCCACAUCUUGUCGGUGGAUCCGUUUAUCCGUUUCUUCCUUCUCUUUUUAACCCAUUCCCUUUCUUUAUGAAUUCCAAUUUUAUUUUUUCAUGCUAGUUCUUUGUUUUUUUGAGAGAGAGCAUCUUUAGCUUUUAUGGUGCCUGCAUUCAUCUGAAUACAGAUAAUUGCUGAAGAUGUUUCUUAUUCUUUGCAUAACUUGCACUCAUGGGAACUUGUUGAGGAAUCGAAUGAAAUGUUAACAGAAGUGGAGCCCUAUAUCAAAGUGAUUUAUAUACUAUAUGCAGAAUCUUUGGAAAAUACAAGUUGAAUGUUGAGUUCAGGAUUAACCCUGAA